Adineta ricciae is the source of this 232-nucleotide messenger RNA. The record is from the annotation of a GenBank genome assembly. Lineage: Eukaryota; Metazoa; Rotifera; Eurotatoria; Adinetida; Adinetidae.
AGUUCAACUGUACUAAUCAAUGACUGAUGAACGGAUUUGAGAUCGAAUUGAAUUUGCAACGGCAAUGACCGUCCGGGAUCUAGGAGUGCUUCUGAAUGUGAUAAAUCAGGCUUAUUUAGAUGCUUGUGAAUCGAUCCUAACAGCAAUCGAAUCACACUCAACUCAACAUCAAGCUUAUGUAGCAACAAUUCGACAAAAUCUCCUUCAAGCAUUAAGUUCCAUUGUUCAUUAA